GUGAAGGUCAUUUCAAGUUUACUAUGGUUUUUGAUCGCAGGAGAUUACACGACUUCCUUUCUUCUAGUGGAAACAUUCUAUUUUUCAUUGAGGCCUAGCAAGAUCUUCGAUGCUCAGAGAACUGGUAUUCCGGGUCUUAGUUCUAUGUGUAGUGCUGGGACAAUGCAUCUCUCGGAAGUAACUAUCUCGAGGGUUCCGGACCAGUGCCAUCAGAAUCUCUUCGCGAACUAUGGAAACUAAUUGAGACCACCCUCAGCAUUGCAGUGUUUUUGCGGGGCCCACGUUUGUUGGUGGGGUUUUUUUUUUUGGUUUUGUUUGUUUUUGGUUGUUUUUUUUUUCUGUUUCGUUCAAUGUCUGUUUUUAAAGCAUUUGGUGUAUAGCGAAAUCCCUUUUCAUGCACAUUUCUGUGAGGUUAACGAACGAUUUUGAAUAAAAAUAGAUAAUAACAUAGUUUUAAAUGAAAGUAAAUGUUUUACACGAAGAUUCCUUUUUCUGCAUGAAGAGUUCUCAAUAACGUAAGAGAAUUAAUUUCUUACAAAAGUACAUAAUAGAAUAGUAUUUCAUCAUACAUAGACGAAAUACAACCCUUUGAAAUCUUUACAUCACUUCAAAUACAGUGAGGAAAAGAAGUCUACCAUGUCCCCUACACAAUUCCAUAAAUAGACCGAGUCUCGCCCCUCUUUACCAACUUUAUAGAUCAUUUCGAAAUGCUCUUUCGGGGGCUAUUUAAACUUUUGAACGAUCCAUUCCGGCCAGUUCUAAAAUCGGCAUCAUUCAGAGAUGUUUUCGGUCGCUGUUCUUUCGGUGCUUGCGGUGUCUGCUCUUGCAUUACCAAUUAAGAGAGAGGAUGAUUACCAACACUGGGUAGACACGUGGAAAGCCUCGGCAAAUGAUGUGGAGAAGACGAGUCAGAAAGAUAUAGACGACUACACCAGGCGUCUGGUCCACGAUUUGGAUGAAGUAAUCAAAAACCUCAAUGUGGUACUGAGCGGAAAAGGAACUGAUGAAGAUGGGAUGAAGGCGAUGUAUCACAUUGGUGGAAUGAUGGAGCUUCUGAAGGUAGAUUCAGCAGAGGAGAAAUCCAUCCAACCUAUGGAACUUCCACCGGAAGCAGACGACCGAUGUGGUGAAGAUGCCGUUGCGAAACAGGAGGGUUGUGAUGCUAUGUUUGGACUGAUUCUGUCGUGUGUUAGAGACGGAGUUGUGUCUGUCAGAAAUAAGCUGACAAGCGAUGAUGACACUGUGAGUAAAAUAUCAUACGCUAAAGCCGUCAUUAACAAAAUCGGCGCAGGAGCAGAGGGGAUUUUCAAAUUAGCAGAGGCUUGCUAUGGAGACAAGAAAAAGAAUCCCUAUCAACAUUGGAUUGAUACGUGGACGGUUUCAGCUGACCAGGCAAAGGAACUCUCCGCUGCUGAAGUUGCGGAUUACACCACGCUUUUGCUGCGUGACCUUGGAGAUGUGGUCAAGAACUUUGACGUCCUCCUCAGUGGCAAGGGCGGUAAGAAAGAAGGGAUCCUGGCCAUGCAUCACCUCGGAGGCAUGUUGGGACUUCUCAAGUUGGAUGCCGAGUCUGGAGGAGGUUCUAUAAAACCCAUGGUGCUCCCUGCGGACUCUGACAAAGGUUGCACACCCGCUGACAUCGAAAAACAAGACGGAUGUGAUGCUAAAUUUGGAAUGGUUCUGAAAUGUAUCCGAGGGGGUGUCGUGGCUGUAAUGGAUUUUCUUAAGGGCAACGAAGAUACUGUGACGAAAAUCAAGUUUGCUAAAGCAGUAAUUAACGAGAUUGGCGCAGGGGCAGAGGGGGUUUUCAAAUUAGCAGAGGCAUGUUAUGGGGAUAAAUCUGAAAACGAGAACCCGUACCAACACUGGGUGGAUACGUGGAAAGCUUCAGAAAACGAUGUGAAGCAGGCAAGUGACGAGGAAAUAAAACAGUACACAGGACUCUUACUGCGUGACCUCCAGGAUGUCAUAGACAACCUCAAAGUGCUGCUAAGCGGAAAGGGGACCAAGGAAGAGGGUAUCCGUGCCAUGCAGCACAUUGGAGGAAUGAUGGAACUUCUGAAAAUAGACGCUGCAGAAGGAGAGGACGCCAUUCCUCCAAUGAUCCUCCCUGCUGAUUCAGACAAGGGCUGCACUGCUGCUGAUGUUGAGAAACAAGACAGCUGUGAUGCCAAGUUUGGAGUGAUUAUGGGCUGUGUGAAGGGCGGCUUGGAGGCGGUAGUGAAAGCCUUGAAGAGCGAUAUGGACGUUUUAAAGAAGAUCAGCUUCGCUAAAGCCGUCAUAAACAAGAUUGGCGCAGGCGCAAAGGACAUAUUCUAUCUUGCAGGACAAUGCUAUGGUGGGGAUUCAAAGACUGAUGAAUAUCAACACUGGGUGGACACUUGGAGGGCUUCAAAAAGCGAGGUUGAAAAGGCAUCCCCAGAAGAAAUUCAGAAGUAUACUGACCUCCUGGUGGGGGAUAUAACGGAAGUCGUGGAUAACAUCGAUGUAUUGCUUAGCGGAAAAGGCACAGAUGAAAAUGGCGAAGAAGCUAUGAAGCAUUUCGGUGGAAUGAUGGAACUUGUAAAGCUUCAUGCUGCAUCGGGAGAAGAUGCUAUACAGCCCAUGAAACUACCCCCCGGGUCUGACAAGGGAUGUACCGCUGCGGAUGUUGAAGAGCAAGACAGCUGCGAUGCUAAAUUUGGUGUAAUUCUUUCAUGUACCAAAAAGGGACUGACGGCUGUGAUCAAUGACUUAAAGAGUAAAAAAGACGCGGUGAAAAAAAUCAGCUUUGCAAAGGCAGUGAUUCACAGCAUUGGUGAAGGAGCUGAAGGCGUUUACAAGUUGGCAGAAUACUGCUAUGGUGAUAAAAAGGAAAAACGGAUGGAAACCGAAAAGAAAUCUAAGGCAAGACUAGAACGCCUGCUGCGUGAAUAUCUGAACACCAAGUAAAUACCACCAAACAGGAAGCGACGCGAGUUACUUGACGGAAACAGGAAGUGAACCUCAUUCUCAUACUCUUCUUGUGUCCUCAAAAUAUGCGACCACCUUCGUCCUUGGACAAUUCUUGAAAUAUAUUUUCACGUUUUAUAUCGUUUAUAAAUUUUAUUUUUAGAAUGGAUUUACAUCAUUAAAUAUUGAAUGCAUAAUACA
Molecule: messenger RNA, 3132 nt
Organism: Ostrea edulis (European flat oyster)
Lineage: Eukaryota; Metazoa; Mollusca; Bivalvia; Ostreida; Ostreidae
Exons: 32
Coding region: 781-2931 (716 amino acids)
Source: RefSeq, a predicted model, not a curated record